AACAGAUUCAUAAAUGCAUAAUUAUGACAACAUUUCAAAACGCCUACAUAAAACUGACGUUUUAGUUCAGAUUUUUUUUUUUGUACAAAAUGUUCAAAAUGCUAUGUUAUGAAUGCAACGGAAAUGAAAUUACAGGCUGAAUAUGACAACUGAUUUAGACAAACGGAAUACUUGCAGCUCACGCCAUAUUAAGACAGAAUCAAAUGAAUGUCAGCUACAGUGACUAUAAACACUUUAUAGACAUAACCAACUAGGACAUCAUGACCAAAGAAAUGGUUCAAGACAAAGAAAACCAGAGGAGUUGUUUUAGUAAAGCAGUGGAGACAGGAUUUCUUGUACUUACUUGGCUGGCUUUAUCGACGUACGUGGAAAUAUAUGGACCGACCUUGAUAGAUCUGAAGAUCAAACUUGACACCGAUUACGAACAAGUGGCUGUGGCAGUUUCUGGAAGGAGCGUAGGCUGGUUCCCCGGAAGUAUUGUUGCCGGGUUUCUUGUGGACAAAUUCAGUGGAUACAGUCACCUGUUGAUUGCUAUUGGCCUCGACAUUGCUGCAGCAGUGACAGUGGCUAUUCCAUGGUCUCCGAAUGUGACAUGCAUGUGGGUCUUAUGCUUCGUUGGAGGAUUUGUAGAGUCUUUCCUUAACAUUGGUGGCACUCGAAUCCUGUUUAACAUAUGGCGAGAGAAGUCUGCCUCUUUCCUGAUGCUAAUUCAUCUUGGCUACGGAAUUGGCUCUUUCGUUGUACCACUGUAUUCGAAUCCUUUCCUAGCUGACAAAGUCUCCCAGCCAUCGGAUGGAAACACAACACUGGAUAACAAUACUACAACAGAAAGCGCCAUAGCUGCCACCACGGAAAGUAAUUUGUCGGAAAAAAAUGACACUUUGCAGAAGGGUGACUCAAGGAUCGAAUAUGCGUACGCCAUUUCUGCUUUAAUAGUUGCUUUAGUAUCGAUCGCAUUUUACUUCUACCAAAUUCGAGAGUCGAGAAACAUGAAGAAGGAGUUCAAAGAUAUUAAACCAGACACAAAAAUUAAAGACAAAAAUGACAAAAGAAAAAAACGGUCAUUCAAAGAGAUGAUUAACCCAGCUACCUGUGCAAAGGGUAGAUUUUGGUACGGAUCUUCAAUUUUGUUCCUUUUGGUCUUUUAUUUCGGAAAUAUUGCCGGGGGAGACAGAAUGAUUGGCAACUUCAUACGUAGCUACGCCAUUGAUCAGUUAGGAUUUAGCAAAGACUCUGCAUCAGUUUUAAAUACUGCGUACUGGAUCACUUUUUCAGCCGGUAGACUCAUUUUUAUAUUUCUUGCGCGUUGUAUAUCCAUCAGAAUUCUUAUACUUGUAGAAGCCGGGGGCAUGGCUUUAUCAUCUCUUUUGUUAAUGAUAUUUGCCGAUGAAAGUUCCCUAUCACUUUGGAUAAUAAUACAGUUCUUUUCCUUCUUUUGCGCCGCCAUUUGGCCCACUGGUAUUGCAUGGACAGAUUACCACAUUGAACUCACAGGUCUUGGUAUGUCGUUGCAAACACUUGGUGCGUCAGUUGGAGGGGUCUGUCAUAUGAGGUUAAUCGGAUUCUUAUAUGAACACUAUGGACCGAAAACGUUCUUAUAUCAAACCCUUGGUUAUGGAGCUUUGCAGUUUGUUUUAGCUUCGUGUUUAGAUAUUGUAGGGGCACAACAUGGGAAUCGUUUCGAUCCAGAUGACGAUAAUACGGUUGAGAUCGAAUUGGCAGCAACAGAAAACUCUACUGAUACAAUUAAAAAAUCUUAAAGUAAACUAGAUCAGUCCGAACUAUUGCAGUAACGUAUCUACGAUAAAGUUUACCAAAAUUGAAGUAUCUCUCGUUUUGUGAGCAGUAAUAAUUCCAAAAUACACCCGGAUUUCCUAAAAGGGUGUGAUCUGACAUCUUUUGUAACUUUCAAGCAAUGCAUAUGUCUUGAAUACAUGUACUCGUAUUCCUAAAUAUAAAACAGAAAGUAUA
Mercenaria mercenaria is the source of this 1971-nucleotide messenger RNA. RefSeq names its product sodium-dependent glucose transporter 1-like. The transcript has 5 exons. The record is from RefSeq and is a predicted model, not a curated record. Gene Ontology annotation, biological process: transmembrane transport. The coding region runs from base 261 to 1760 and encodes 499 amino acids. NCBI's taxonomy places the organism in Eukaryota, Metazoa, Mollusca, Bivalvia, Venerida, Veneridae.